GGUUUCCAGAGGUUCCCUGAGUAUUGAAGCUUUUGAACCGUGGGUGAGUCAGAUGUCGUUUCAGAGACAUUUGGAACUGUCUGCGCUGAGUCGAGUUCAAUCUAUUUCGCUGGGACUCUUGUCUCUCUUCUGUGUCUUCUGUAUGACCACUGGCCUGUAUACGUACAUAAAGUACUCGAUGUGUGUUGACGAAACGUCGACGGUGAAGUCAUGCCUGGGUCUAGGGUGACUGUGUCUCCAGAUCACUACAUAAUGUAUCGAUAGGUUGCCCUGAGGUGCUGGACGAGGCCGUUCGGCCCCAUCAUGUCGGGCACAAAUAUUCCAAUCGACAAAGGCUGGCCGGAUGACUGCUUCCACAAGACUGAAGCAGUGAACGCUUCUCCCGAGGUCCAUAAUGGCGGUCCAGCCAUCGCAGUGCUGUUAAAGGCUACCCUCUGCGAGUGUCGAGACUUCUGCGUCAAUGCUGAAUGGCAGAUCCAGCGGGGAGAUGGUCGAUAUGAACCCGCGUCAUGCAGCCUCUUUUCUCGCCACCGUAUCCAAAUGGCGGUAUUUUAAAGCACAUCAUUCUCAAGCAUAAUG
Trichoderma virens Gv29-8 is the source of this 579-nucleotide messenger RNA. RefSeq lists its product as uncharacterized. The record is from RefSeq and is a predicted model, not a curated record. Bases 304 to 555 code for a protein of 83 amino acids. The transcript has a single exon. Lineage: Eukaryota; Fungi; Ascomycota; Sordariomycetes; Hypocreales; Hypocreaceae.